Messenger RNA from Cladocopium goreaui, 2235 nucleotides. The record is from the annotation of a GenBank genome assembly. Lineage: Eukaryota; Dinophyceae; Suessiales; Symbiodiniaceae.
CUUAGCAGCCGUCCCGCUCAGCGAUGGCUCAAUCCGGGUUACUCGGAUCUUGACCCCUUUUGAUCUUUGUCUCCGAUGCCAUGUCGUUGCCAGAAAGCUCUUUGAAUGAUCGGCUUCGGGAGAUUCUUCAGCAACUGAUUGCGGAGCUGGAUCGGCAAUCCACGGCGCUGAAAAGUUUGGAAACGGACUGGCCGGAGUCGUCCACGCCGGUGCAGCUUGAGCUGUGUGAACACGACGUCGCGACCACUGCGGCGGCGGGUUCGGCCGCGGACGACAGGCCCAGCAGCAAACCCGAGAGCAAGCCGAAGAUGUUGCAUUUUGACUCCGGGCAAACUCUCGAAAUCCGCGAGGUCGAAGGAGAGCGGCUAACGCCGGCGGACAGCUUCCAGCAGCUACAGUGCUCUUCCACAUGGACCGAGGCGAACCGCGUGAACGUCUAUGAGGCAGGUCAAGUGGCCAUGAACAUCGACCAGCAGAGGCGCCUCACACUGAUAGCCAUGCGUGAAGAGAAGACGAGGCAUUUCCAAUGGAAGAAACCUUGGUACGUGAUCAACCCAGAGAGCAGCAAGUAUGCCACCUACUGGCAGUUUCUCACUUUCGCAGCGAUGGUCUUCGUAGCAUUCGUGACUCCGAUCCAGGUGGGCCUUUUUCCAAUCCGCCUGGAUAGUUUGCUGAUCCUGAGCCUUUGUGUCGAUGGGAUUUUUCUAGCGGAUAUGGCACUGCAAUUCUUCACCAUGUAUCCCAAACGAAGCUCCCGGGGGAUUAUUUGGGAGGACCGCCUGACACGGAUCACCAGACACUACCUGAAGACUUGGUUCUUCCUGGACUUCACCACUUUGGUGCCCUUUGACUUAAUCAGCUUGGCCAGCGGCGCAGAUAGCUUGAAGGAAUUCAAAGGCAUCAAAGUGGUCCGUGUCUUGCGGCUUUUGAAACUGAUGCGAAUCUUCCGAACCUCCAAACUGAUUCACAAACUGGAAGUUGCCCUGUCGAUACCUUAUCAGCAGAUGGCGCUCAUCCGAUUUCUUCUGAUUUUAAUUCUUGUGUGUCACUGGAUGGCUUGCCUAUGGGCCAUGACCUUGAAUUUGGCCGACAGUUAUUAUCCCAAGUGGAUCGACGGCAUUGCUGAAAUCGACAGAACCUUUGGCAUCAACACCUACGAGUCCGAGAUCAGGAUUUACGCUGCGGCAUUUUAUUUUUGCAGUUACACCAUGACGUCGGUGGGCUACGGCGACAUCGGGCCACAGAACAUCUUCGAACGGAUCACCUGCACAGUCAUCGUGUUGGUGGCGGGACUUUGCUGGGCCUACAUUCUGGGCGAAGUUGGGGCCAUCGUGACCGACAUGAACGCCGAGAAGCAAAGCUUCCGCAAGAUGAUGAAUGGAUUGAACAAGAUGAUGCAGGAGCAGGGUUUACCACAUGAACUCAGAAGGCGGUUGAGGAGUUUCUUCUUAUCCAACAAACAUCAAGCCCAGUUUGCUAGAGAUCAGAAGCUGCUUCGGGGCAUGAGCCCUCAACUGCAGGCUGAGGUAUCCAUCACGUUGAACUGGCAGUGGCUGGUGAAAGUGCCCUUCUUCCGCGAGUUCAUCAAGAUGAUGGAUAUCAAGGAGAUGAGUGGAAUCAAUACCGAUCCCUAUCGCGCUUGCAUCGCAGAUGUGGCCCACCACAUGGACGCGAGCGCCUAUGCCCAGCAGGAAAUGUUUGGAGAAUCGCAGGUGCUUUACAUCCUGUCCAAGGGUAUUGCAACAUUGAAUAGCCGCGUGGCCUUGGUGGGCUCCGUUUGGGGUGAAGACUUCGUUUUGGCAGACCGCGACUUGAUCCGGCGCACGUCGGCCUUCGCCCUGACGUACCUAGAAGUCCUGUGCUUGAGCCGGGACAAGUUUUUCGAGGUGGUGGGUCGGCGAGAAGCUACCUGCCCUCAGCUGAAGACGAUCGUGAGAAGAUAUUGCGUUCGCAUGGCGGCGCACCGCGGCAUUCUUGCUCAGGCACUGAAGCUGAAACGCCAACGGACUCCCCAGAGAUUGGGGAAGUCGGGUAGCCAAGAGAGCAAGUUGGAGUCCCUGGACGUGAAGUCGACCUCCUCGGUGCCCACGCCCGAAUCGGAGCGGCGGGUGAUGCCACCGGUGCCAGGGACGCUGCCCGAAGAGCUGUCGCCCUUGCGGGUCGAGCAAAGGUCGCCCAGGCAAGACUGAGCCACGCAUGUAUUCUAUACGGGCGGUGGGUCGACCAUUGGAAUAG